This is a messenger RNA of Macadamia integrifolia, 2090 nucleotides long. RefSeq lists its product as uncharacterized. The coding region runs from base 1456 to 1941 and encodes 161 amino acids. The transcript has a single exon. The record is from RefSeq and is a predicted model, not a curated record. NCBI's taxonomy places the organism in Eukaryota, Viridiplantae, Streptophyta, Magnoliopsida, Proteales, Proteaceae.
UUUUUUUUGGAAAAGAAAAAUUAGGGAUAAAAUGUCCCUUCAGGUUGAUCCAUAUCGGUUUUCAGGAUGAUGGACCCAAUUCAAUUAUGUGUACUUAAACCAUUUGAUUUAAUGGAUGGAUGGAUAAAUGAAAGAGGUCUUAUUGUCUUACAUAUAAGUAUCCAACACCUAUCCUCCUUGCUUUUAAAUAUACUCUUUCUUCACCCUUAUGAUGGUAGGAAAUAGGAUAGAUCGAUGUUGAAUACUCAAAUGUAUUUUGACUGUCAUUGGUUGGUGAUGAAUGGGUGACAUCUCCAAAACGAUAAAAGGAAAGCAUGAUCAACCCCCUUUAGAUUAUUUGGUGUUUGUGGGUAGAAAACUACAGGCAUUGAUUUAUCUUUUUUCAUUUAUAGGAAAAUAGUGAGCUCGACAUGACGGUAAGAGUCCGUGGGUUGCAAAAUGAUGUUUAACUUUGACAAUCACAGGUAACCCUUGUACUAAUACAUCCAAUUGGUAUUAGGGGUUUUUUUUAGUGAAGUAAAUGUAUUAGGGUUUGGAUCAUGAUAGAAUGAACAUUAAUGAGGAGUGAAAUCCAUUACACAAGUUUUCUGUUUUAUCACACAUAUAUGGUAAUAGGGGGAAAAAAAAAAAAAAAAGAAUGCUAUUCGUCUGUGCUUUGUACACCUUGACAUAGAACACUAUGUCGGAGUCUUCGAGCCAGGGACGUCUUUUCAUAAUGUUUGUGUCUAAUUGUAGAGAAUGCAGACGGCUAACAUUCUUACUCAUUUGAGAAACCCUUUCCAUUUUUCCACUCCUUACUGUACAAAAUCUCACUUUCCAUGCAAUCAUCAUUUGCUACCUAAUGGAUGGGCAUGAAAUUCAUUGGAUUCACAUUGGGCAUGGUUGAGAUUCUCCAAGGAUGUCUUAUAUCAACCAGAAUUCCACUUAUUUUUGGCCCAUUCCAUAGACUGACCCUGCAGAAUCCCUUAAUGUGAAAUGCAUGUUCCAUUAUUGAUCACCUGUUCAGAGUCUUCAGACUGACUCAGAUCCACAAAUAUUAUUAACUUGAUGCUGACCUCCAAUACUUUUAACUCAGUACCAACCGCUAUAUCAAUUUCUUUCUUAUUUAUCAAAAUGAUUCCCAUUGAUUGACCUUCAAUCUGGCUCAAAGACUCCAGAAUAGUGGAGGACUAGUAUAGUUCAUGUGAACACAUCUGUAGUCCACAUUGUGAUAUGACCCCCAUAACUUCAUCCAAUGUGUUUCACUUUUCUCACCUCUGAAAAGAACCCACCCUUUUCCCUUUUUUUCCUUUCAGUGCUAGAUAGGUUCACAUAGUUGUCUGGUGAUGGCAUGGCACCCAAGUUGUCCUACUUAAACACAACCACUCUAAUGGAUGUUGACUAUGAGUUGCCUUACCAUUUCCUUGGUAGCUUCUUCUUCUUCUUCUUCUUCUUCUUCUUCUUCUACCAAAAGGCAUGGCAUCAGGAUCUUCUUCAUCUUUUGAGAAUUUCCAAUACAUUGCUGAUGACAACACUGAUACUAAAGAAAUGCAGGUUUCCGACGAUAUUUCGGCCUUUCUCGAGUCCUUAUUUGAAGAUUCACAAAUGAAUGAGGUUGAAGAUGAAAGGUUACAAUCCAUAAUUCGAUCUCUAGAGGUGGAGAUCACUCCCACACUAGAUGAUUCUAAGGACUUGGACUGUCAAUGUCCACAAGUUCUAUCAGAGGAUGGUAGUAAUUGGUUGGCUUCCGGGUCAUAUAUGUUCCCUACACAUGACUUUGAUUGGAUGGAUGUGGAGAUGGCUUCUUACUCAAGAGGCCAAGACAUGGGAAAAUGGUAUAUGGAGGAUUCAUGCACUGAUGAUCAGCUUGGUCGAAUGGAGGACUCAUACACUUGUUUGUGGCAAGAAACGUAUGAUUCUGUGUUCUACAAUAACCAGGGUGUGUUUAGCUACUCUUUUUAAAGGAUCAGGCCUGGCCUUCUAUUUAUCACUUGUGAUGGGAGAAGAACAAACAUAGAUGGACCUCCACUUCCCAAUCUCAUAAUUAAGUAGAUAUGGACUGCUGUCGAGUUCGAUUUCAGAUAUAAAAUUAAUCAUCUUCAUGCCUCAAA